ACGCCUGCAGAAAACAAAACAAAUGGCAGCUGCAUUUCCCAAAUUACAAAAUUGUGAAACCACAAGGAGAAAUAAGGGGAAGCUUAUAGAUGUUGCACGUUCAGCUUCUUUCUUCAGACCUUUGCUUUUAUUUCCACCAUGAGGACCUCUGGGACAUCUGUUGGCUUCUUUAAUGCUCCGGUUUUCUGCCUCUUGUGGCUUACUCGGUUGACGGUGGCCUCGGCUCAGCUGUCUGGCCCAGGGGUGGUGACAGCAGUGGACGGUGGAUCUGUGACCAUCUCUUGUCAGUACGACCCUCUGUUCAAAGAGAACACAAAGUACUGGUGCAGAGGGUUCGUGUAUGAGUUUUGCAAGAUAAUUGUGAAGACACCCAAGGACCGAAAUGAUAAAAGAAGCUCUAUUAUUGAUAACAAGGAAGCAGGAUUCUUCAACGUGACUAUGACUUUGCUCGGGGAAAGUGAUGUGGAUACUUACUGGUGUGUCAUUGCCAGACAUGGGAGGAACGUCUUCACUAGUGUCCAACUCCUCAUCUCACACGCAGUGACCACUGAGCCCCUAACCACAGAAGUUAAUUCAUUACUGAUAACGCAAGAGGAUCCCGUAAGUUUGUGGGGAAUUCUACGUUGGAUCCUCUUUAUUUUAAUGCUGUGUUGUUUUGCAGCAACGCAUGUCGCCGUGAGGAGGAUGAAACCCGAGAAAAUGUAGCUGAAACAACAACUUUGCCAUCAAAGCUCAGUAAUCGGUUCAUUCCUGCUGAGGCUACAAGACCAUCCUUUCAGUGGACAUUCAUUCAUUCAGUGUGUGAAUCGGCCUGAAAAUAAAGUGAAAAAGUAG
This is a messenger RNA of Mugil cephalus (flathead mullet), 834 nucleotides long. Its product is annotated as CMRF35-like molecule 1. The coding region runs from base 139 to 705 and encodes 188 amino acids. The record is from RefSeq and is a predicted model, not a curated record. NCBI's taxonomy places the organism in Eukaryota, Metazoa, Chordata, Actinopteri, Mugiliformes, Mugilidae. The transcript is spliced from 4 exons.